AGCCUAGCUGCGCCGCGAGCCUGCGGCCCCUCAGCUCCCCUAGUCAUGGCGCUGAGGCGGCGGCCGGCGGUCCGGCUCUGCGCCCGGCUGCCCGACUUCUUCCUAGUACUGCUUUUCAAGGGUUGCUUGAUUGGAGCCGUGAAUCUCAAAUCCAGCAACCGAACCCCAGUGGUACAGGAAUUUGAAAGUGUGGAAUUAUCUUGUAUCAUUACGGAUUCACAGACAAGUGACCCCAGGAUUGAGUGGAAGAAAAUUCAAGAUGACCAAACCACAUAUGUGUUUUUUGACAACAGAAUUCAGGGAGAUUUGGCAGGUCGUGCAGAACUAUUGGGGAAAACCUCUCUAAGGAUCUGGAAUGUGACCCGGACAGACUCAGCCCUUUAUCGCUGUGAGGUGGUUGCUCGAAACGACCGGAAAGAAAUUGAUGAGAUUGUUAUUGAGUUAACUGUUCAAGUGAAGCCAGUCCCUCCUGUGUGCAGAGUCCCGAAGGCUGUACCUGUAGGCAAGACGGCCACGUUGCACUGCCAGGAGAGUGAGGGCUACCCCCGGCCACACUACAGCUGGUACCGCAACGAUGUGCCACUGCCCACAGACUCCAGAGCCAAUCCUAGAUUCCGAAAUUCCUCUUUUCUCUUAAACUCUGAAACAGGCACUCUGGUUUUCAAUGCUGUUCACAAGGAGGACUCUGGGCAGUAUUACUGCAUCGCUUCCAAUGAUGCAGGCUCAGCCAGAUGUGAGGAGCAGGAGAUGGAAGUCUAUGAUCUGAACAUCGGUGGUAUUAUUGGGGGAAUCCUGGUGGUCCUUGCUGUACUGGUCCUGAUCACUGUGGGCAUCUGCUGUGCGUACAGACGGGGUUACUUCAUCAAUAAUAAGCAGAAUGGCGAAAAUUAUAAGAGUCCGGGGAAGUCAGAUGGAGUGAACUAUAUCAGGACAGAUGAGGAGGGCGACUUCAGACACAAAUCAUCAUUUGUGAUCUGAAAUCUGAUGGUGUGGCUGACGGAGCACAUGCAAAUACCUCUACCAGAAACUCCUAUCAAGAGCAGCCCGGGAGCCAAGUGCACUUGGACAGAGCUAGACACUUGCGCAAAAGCUUUUUGUUUUGGCCAAAGUUGACCGCUACUCCUUUCUUACUUUUUAACAAGCCACAUGAAUAAAAGAAUUUUCCUCGA
Molecule: messenger RNA, 1169 nt
Organism: Lontra canadensis (Northern American river otter)
Lineage: Eukaryota; Metazoa; Chordata; Mammalia; Carnivora; Mustelidae
Gene: JAM3
Product: junctional adhesion molecule 3
Exons: 9
Coding region: 46-978 (310 amino acids)
Biological process (GO): angiogenesis; cell adhesion
Molecular function (GO): protein homodimerization activity; protein heterodimerization activity
Source: RefSeq, a predicted model, not a curated record